AUGAAUUGCAUAGAGGAUGAAACCAGAAUUGUACGACCUAUUCGAUGCCGUCGUGUUCUUCGAAAUAUUGCUCUUCUCUGGUUGGAUCCGAAUAUGAAUGUAGAUAACGAUGAAUAUAAAUAUUUACUCACACAAACAUCAAAAAUAAUAGAUACCGUCGAGCUACACAACGAUUCUGACCAAUGCAUCGAUUUUUGCACAGAUUUACAACAUACCAAAGUAUUCAUCAUACUACAAUAUCCACUCGCACAACAGCUCAUCCCUCUCGUUCACGACAUACCUCAAAUCUAUUCCAUUUAUGUUCUCUGCAAUGAUACUAUACCACCUUCUCAACAACUCAACGACGUUACACCUAAAUUGAAAGGAUAUUUUCGUACCAUUGCUAACAUCUGUCAAUCGAUCAAUCAAAAAACAAAACAAUAUGAUCAUGACUCAGUUCCAAUCAGUGUCAUCUCACCCGCCGACUGUUCAAAAUACGAUCUCAAUGAACUGGAGCCAUUAUUCAUGUAUUCUCGAUUGCUCAAACAAAUCUUGUUCGAUAUCGAUCGUCAUCUACACACAAAAGAACGAUUUGUUCAGUUUCUGCGUGAGCAAUAUCAAACUGAGCCAGUCCAACUAAGCAUUGUUGACGAAUUCGAACAAAACUAUAAGCCUGACUCAGCGAUUCGGUGGUACACAAGAGGCUGUUUUCUUUUCCAAAUGCUCAAUCAAGCUCUUCGACUCAUGGACAGUAAAAUCAUCAUCAAAAUGAGCUUCUUUUUGUACGAUCUGCAUCAACAACUCAACGAACUCUAUACAUUUCAGUCUGCAGUUUGGAGUCCUGGAGUGUUAUAUCGAGGACAGGGCGUCGUGAAAAGUGAGUUCGAGAAUAUUCGUAAAAGUGUGGGUGGUCUGUUGUCGUUCAAUGCAUUUACGUCAACGAGUGUAGAAAGAGAAACAGCUCUCACGUUCUGUCCGAUACCUCCACAGGAUCCGGAUACAGUUCCUGUGCUGUUCGUAAUGAAGAUUAAUCAAGCGGUGAAGUCGACGCCGUUUGCUCUGGUGAGCAGUAUGAGUUACUAUGAGGAUUCCGAGGGUGAAGUGUUGUUUUCGAUGCACAGUGUGUUUCGAAUUGAAAGUAUGGAGCAGGUGGACGAUGUUCUUUGGCGAGUGAAACUCGUGUUAACGAAUGACGAAGAUCGCGACCUGCAAGUACUCGGAGAACAGCUCGAAAAAGAGACAGCAGGAAGUACAGGAUGGAGUCGGUUGGGACAACUGCUCAUCCAAGUGGGACAUUUCAGUGAAGCUAAGGAAGUGUAUUUAACGUUGAUGGGCUCACUAUCGAGCGAUAAUUAUGAAGGAUUGGCGAAUUGCUACCAUCAGUUGGGUAUGAUAUCAAAUGGUACAGGUAAUUAUACGGAAGCUCUUAAUCUCUAUCAGGAAGCAGUUGAAUUGCACCUUAAAACGUUUUCGGAAGGUGAUAUUGCUUUGGCUUCUAGUUACAGCAAUAUUGGUGGAGUGUUUUAUAAACUUGGAGACUAUUAUAAAGCUCUCUCGAUGUACGAGAAGACUUCAGAAAUUUAUCACAGAACUCUUCCUCCCGAUGAGCCUGCAUUGGGAACACUCUAUAACAAUAUCGGUACAGUGUAUAAUUCAUUGGAGGAUAAUUCAAAAGCUUUGGAAUUUUAUGAAAAGUCAUUGAAGAUCAGACAAAAAGUUUUACCAUCAAAUCAUCCAAGUCUAGCUGUGAUCCAUCGAAAUAUUGCUAUCAUAUAUGAAAAAGCAGGAAAACUUACAAACGCAUUAGAAUUUUACCAGAAAACGCUAGCAAUUCAAGAAAAAUCGCUUCUGCCAAACCAUCACGAACGUUUUGCAACUUACAAUAAUAUCGCUACGCUCUUCGACACUAUGGGGAACUACAGUGAAGCACUGAAGUACUACGAAAAAGCUCGUGAUAUCUGUUACAAAGUAUAUCCCAACCAUAAUCAUCCUGAUUUAGCAAGUGUCUACGGGAACAUGGGAGCGGCUUACGAUCGAUUACGUGAAUAUUCGAAAGCGCUGGAAUUUUUUGAGAAAUCUCUUGCAAUUCGUCAGCGAUUACUUCCUCACGAUCAUCCUAGUUUUGCACAAACGUACAAUAACAUGGGCUCGGCCUAUGACAACAUCGGCGAGUAUACGAAAGCGUUAGAAUAUUAUCAAAAAGCUUUCGAAAUUUACAAGAAAACUCUUCCAUCGAAUCAUCCGGAAUUGGCUAUUAGUCUCAACAACAUUGGAUCUAUGUAUGAUAUAAUGGACGAUUAUCCAAAAGCAUUAGAGUGCUAUUAUCAAGCUUUAGAUAUCAAGAAAGAAACGUUACCUUCACAUCAUCCAAGUAUCGGUAGUACAUACAGCAACAUUGGAACUAUUCAUGAAAGAACAGGUAAUUAUUCGAAAGCUUUAGAAUACUAUGAAAAAGCGUUGGAUGUGUAUAAGCAAUCUCUUCCAUCGAAUCAUCCUGAUUUGGCUGUUCUGUACAACAAUCUUGGCGAUUUAUACGAUAACAUGAAAAACUUUUCAAAAGCGCUAGAAUUCUAUGAGAAAUAUCUCGAAAUCAGUCGAACUGUCCUUCCCGCCAAUCAUCCUGAUUUAGCAACAAAACUAAACACUAUUGGUUCUUUACUUACCGAUAUAGGAGAAUAUUCAAAAGCGUUACCUUUCUACCAAGAAGCAUUGGAUACUGCAAGAAAGUCAUUACCGCCCGAUCAUCCUGAUUUGCAAGAAUACGAAGAAAAUCUACGGAUCCUUGAAGAUAUUUUAAAGGUCUAUAUUUAG
Molecule: messenger RNA, 2790 nt
Organism: Adineta ricciae
Lineage: Eukaryota; Metazoa; Rotifera; Eurotatoria; Adinetida; Adinetidae
Source: the annotation of a GenBank genome assembly